AUGCAAGUCGUUACUGUUCUUACGUUCUGUGUAGUAGCAGUAUUUUUGCAAACAGCUCAGGCUGUUCCAACGUUGCAACGUGGAUUUCAGGGUGGUGAAUUUUAUCUUGAAGUUGAUCAAAAGUAUAAUUGGUUUGAAGCAUCACACGAAUGUGCUCGAAAAGGUUUGCGACUCGUUGAAGUCCGUGACGCCACCAAGAACAAAGAAUUAUUGACUGCACUGGAAUCUUACAUAGGCAAUCCUAAGGACUUUUGGAUAGGAGCUAACGAUGAAUACAAUACGGCCAAAGAUCUAAAUCGCCCAUUCUACUGGUCAUCUGGUCAGCGUGUAACAUUCACUAACUGGGCAAAAGGCGAACCGAACAAUGCUGGUAGUAACGAACACUGUGUACAUGUAUGGUCUCUACGAGACGGUUUCCAAUGGAAUGAUAAGGCUUGUACCACUAAAUACGGAUUUAUUUGUGAAAAGCCUGUAUAA
Messenger RNA from Musca vetustissima, 477 nucleotides. Its product is annotated as lectin subunit alpha-like. The record is from RefSeq and is a predicted model, not a curated record. Gene Ontology annotation, molecular function: signaling receptor activity. Bases 1 to 477 code for a protein of 158 amino acids. NCBI's taxonomy places the organism in Eukaryota, Metazoa, Arthropoda, Insecta, Diptera, Muscidae. The transcript is spliced from 3 exons.